Messenger RNA from Acanthosepion pharaonis, 1350 nucleotides. The record is from the annotation of a GenBank genome assembly. NCBI's taxonomy places the organism in Eukaryota, Metazoa, Mollusca, Cephalopoda, Sepiida, Sepiidae.
AUGAACCAAAAGGGGCCCUUACCCAGGGGGGCCCGCCCGGGGACCCCUGGCCCCGCCGGAAAUUCCCCGGGCCAAAGAACGAGGAAAUCCAGUAACCCCAAUUCAUGCACAAGGCCUUUUUACGGUUUUAGGAUUCCCGGCACCUUAACCGGGGGCAUUUCCCCCCCCGGAGGUUCGGCGUACUUUUUGGUUCCCUUCCGAGCCUUCCGACUCCGGGGAACACCCUUUUCCGGGUUACCAAAGUGGGCACUUUUACCCCCUAAGGGGUUCCCCGGAUCCCCCGGGGUCCCUCCCUGGCCCGGGUUAGGCCAGAAAAGCCCCCCAAAGGGCCUCCUCCUCCCCCAGUUCCCGCCCUCCCCCCGUGGGAAAGGAUUAACCCCCCGAGGCAUUACCCCCUGGCCCGGAGGCAUUAACCGGCAUUGGGGAACCUUAAAUCGCCAACCCCCCAAAAUUUCCCCUGAUCCCCGGGGUUCCCCCGGGGAAAAACUCUUCCCCGGGUGGGUUCCCCCCCGGGGGCAGGGGGCCCGGGGCUCCCGGGAAUGGGUUCGCCAACUUCAAAAAUUUCCGUGGGAAUUUAACCGCCCGGGAAAGCGGACCUUGGGGUUUUCCCCCCCCAAGGUCGGUUACCGAACGGAAAAGGGGGCCAGGCCGUUAAUCCGAGAACCGCUGGGGAUCCAGUUUAGAAGAGGGGGCGGCAGCCGCCGGAGCGGUUGGAAAAACCCUUCCCGGGAACCCUGGGCCAACUUUCGGCCCGCCCUGAAGGGAAAACCCCUUCCCGGGUUUUCCCCGGGGGUUACUCUCCCCCGAGGGCCCUUUCCAAGCCUAAAGGUUCCCUCAUGGUCGGAAAAGCCUUUUAAAGGGGGCCCGCUUCCCCCAAUCCCCUUGGUCCCCUUUAAAGGUUCGGGCCUUGGAAAUUUAAGAUCGUUCGUAAAGAACGGGCUUUCCCUCCCCGAGGGGUUCCCGGCUCCUUUGGGGGAUCGAACAAGUCCCUCAAAAAGGGGCACUGAAAUAUGCCCCCCGGGUGAUUCCCCAAGCCUCCCCGGGGUUUAUUUCCUGGCGGUUACCAAUCCCGGAACGCCCGGGGUUCGGUUCCCCCAAGGGGACCCCCCGGGAAGCUUUAAAGGGUUUUCCCCGCCGUGGAAGUUUUGGCCCCAUGCUUUGAGCCGUAGCCCCUCCAGUCACCCCCGGCUUUGGUUUCCUCCCCGGGAAGAAGCCCGACCCCGUUCAGGGGGCCGACUACAGCCCCCCCCACGGGUUCCGGGACCCCUUUUUAAACGGGGUUCCUGGGCAUUUCCCCGUGGCCCAGAACCCGGGGAAAAUCCCCCAGUCGCUCAGAAAGUGAACGACUGA